GGAGGGAGGAACUGCGGGAGGAAAAUACACACACACACACACACACACACACACACAGCAAUUUUUAAUUUGUAACUAAAAAUCUCAAAAGUGGGGUUGCCUGGUACAAAUAGGCUCGGCGCACAUUUUAAUAAAGAACUAAGAGACGAGGACGUUUGCCGCUUGGCCUCAUCUCAACCAUCCGCUGGGGGUGGCUUCCAAGAGACGUAAGAUUGGUCUCUGGGGAAUAAAAGGAAGCGUGGGAUGGCGGUUUUCAAGGGAAGUUAAGUCUAGACAUGUUUCUCUGAAAGCGACAAGGCAGAAGUUCUGUCAAAAAAAAGAAUUUAAGAGAAACACAACACCGUGAGCUUGCCCCCUCGCUCUUAUUGGCAUGUCAGUUCCCCCUGAAAAACCACAUUGAAAAAGAUCCUGUGACAGAAGUCUAUGGGGAAAAAAGCGUCUGAGGGAAAUUUCGUAACUGUUGACGGGUCUGAUAUUCAGUGCUCACCUAGAGCAGGGAUGCGCUCGCUCCCGGGCGCCCUCCUCCCAGGUGCUCAUCCAAGAGGAGGCCCCUCUGGGCCAAGUGGGUCACCUUUGGGCAUCCCUCUACAGUCAGACAAGGUGACAGGGCAAGGCCAGCUUCCCUCUCGAGCCGGAUUCAUUCAGAGGCCCGGGAACCUCCCCUGGGGCGCCCCGAGAGCGCAGACCACCGCACCCGCCCGGGAGGCCAGGAAUGAGGCGGGGGCGUGCCAAGCUGUCUGGAGACCAGACGGUGGCGCCCUGGAGGCCACCCGUCCACCUUCACCCUCGAGAGUGCCGCGGGACACUGGGAGGGUGGCGCAGCUCCGGGUGCUCGGCUUCGGGAUCUCGGACCCCCGCAGGCCGCUGCCUAGGCUCCCACCCGGGAGACCGCCAGCCCCACCCGGAGAGCGGGCCCUUCCCCACCCACCGCACCCCGGGCCCCUCGGCCCGGUGGCCAUGGCCGACAGCGGCGGCACGGGCAGCUCGGGGCCCUGGUGGAAAUCGCUGACCAACAGCAGGAAGAAAAGCAAGGAAGCCGCGAUAGGGGCGCAGCCUCCCACGCAAGCUGCCUCCGGAGAGCCCGCGCAGCCCGCACCGCCCAGCUCGGACUGGACUAGCAGCUCCCGGGAGAAUCAGCACCCCAAUCUCCUCGGGGGGGCCGGCGACCCCCACAAGCCAGACAAGCUGUGCGGGGAGAAAUCGGGCAGCAGCCGCCGCAAUUUGAAGAUCUCGCGCUCGGGCCGCUUUAAAGAGAAGAGGAAAGUGCGCGCUACUCUGCUCCCCGAAGGAGUCAGGUCCCCGGAGGAGGCGGGCUUCCCGGGUGACCCGCUGGAGGACACGCAGUAGUCAGAGCGCUUCCGGGACUGUGUCUCUUCCCACCACUCCUCCCUACCCCCAGUUCUAAACCCCAGAGUUCUGGCUCACCCUAGUACCUGGUGUCUCAUCCUGCCAACUUCAGAGUAUUUCAAACAAGGCCUCCCCGAUUUUCUUUUUCCUGGAAAUCGACCGAGUUGUCAAUAUUUCAUGACUCAAGGAGGCACUGAGCAUUUCUCUGUGGUAAGAGAAGAUACCUGCCACAGAGGAAGUUGGCAUAAUUAUUUUUUCCCAAAAGUUCUCCAGUGACCUCCACCCCUUGGGCCACCUGGGGAGUGAGAAAGGUACUUCUCUGAGUUCGCAGCCCAACAGGGACUGCACAGCCCUUCAGAGGAGGAAGCCAGGAAGCCCUGCUCUGAUUCAGGACUUGCUAUUGGAAAGCAAAUUAACGCCAGAUUAAUGCACUUUAGAUGUACUUCUUAGAUGUACUUCGGUAGACACAGACCUUACACGAAAGAGGGCAGGAAACCUUAGGUAGAAGCAUUUUAAGUAAGACAAGAUUGCUUUUAAUGUGGAAUUACAAAACUGUACUGCCUAUUUUAGUGUGGACUAUUAAAAUUGUUACGCUGUAAAA
Messenger RNA from Mustela lutreola (European mink), 1948 nucleotides. RefSeq names its product proline rich 15 (gene PRR15). Bases 424 to 1347 code for a protein of 307 amino acids. Lineage: Eukaryota; Metazoa; Chordata; Mammalia; Carnivora; Mustelidae. The transcript has 2 exons. The record is from RefSeq and is a predicted model, not a curated record.